Messenger RNA from Nicrophorus vespilloides, 868 nucleotides. RefSeq lists its product as uncharacterized. The coding region runs from base 249 to 695 and encodes 148 amino acids. NCBI's taxonomy places the organism in Eukaryota, Metazoa, Arthropoda, Insecta, Coleoptera, Silphidae. The transcript has 3 exons. The record is from RefSeq and is a predicted model, not a curated record.
ACACGGCUUGAUUAUAAAAGAAAAGGAAAUUAUAAAUACUUAUAUACAUUCAUUAUCCGUUAUUAUCCGGAAUGUAUCAGCAGGGAUGUAUUUUUGGCAGUGAAUAAGCAGUGUUUGAAAAGUUUUCGUAGUUCCCGGUUUUUUUUUUUGUCUAUCGGCGAGCACACGAAAUUCUAGGUCCCAGCAAUUCGCACUUAUACCCGCGCUACUUAGCUAAAUGAUCUAACACUUAACGCUCGAAGCUCGAAAUGAGGUUUUCAACGCUUCUGCUAAUCACAGUUCUGGGCUUCCUCAUCAUCAUCCAAGUCGAUGGCAAGAGACGCGGCAACGACGAAAAACAAGUAAAAGGUAAGAAAGAUUCCGACGAGGAUUCCAGUCGGAGCUUCUCCUUCGAGAAGAAACCGGAUAAACACAAAUGGAAGAAGCUCACCAGCGAGGAGGAACGCGAGAUCCAAGAGUACAGGAAAAAGAAAGAAGAACUGAAGAACAAGAAGACUUUGGGCUCGGUCAUCGAGGAAAAGAAGAUGAAGAACAAAGCGAGGAAAGAAAAGUUUAAGAAAAACGUCCUCAAGCAUUUCGAAGGUGAAUUCGAAGAGAGUGACGACGAUUCGUCCGAGGAAAUCGUUGCACCAUUGAGACGCACCAAAUUGGCAGGAACAGAUGAUUGCAAUUCGUUUGAGGAUGAUUGCAUGUAGUUUAUUAUUUAUUAAUUAUUCUUAGUUAACACCUAAAAUCCAAGAAACACUUACACAUUCAGAGGAACAAACAGAUUUGGGCAAAAACCCGAAAUUGAAAUGCAUUUUCAACUCCCAUUCCCUUAAAAUCACCUAAACACAAUUUCUAAACACUAAACACAAGUAUUUAAAAU